AUGAUUGCCAUGACAGGAGAAUCUGGUGUGGGCUCCAACCUGGGCAAAGCAUGUCUUGAAAUGGACAAAGAUGGAUCCCUUAUUACCAGCUUUGUCGCUGCUGAUGGCUUCGUUGUGUUGGAGGCAAACCUGUGGGCUGGUUUUGACAUCGAAGAACUUUUGGAUGUGCAAGGAAAUGUUGACAAGUCCAAGUUUUCAGUCAGUAGUUCUGAGCUGGCAGCAGAAGAUGCGCCAACACUUGCCAUGAAGCUUUCUUCAGGCCACUUGUGUGAUGCAAUGGAUUCAUAUCACAUGGCCUUUGUUGGGGAGCUUGUGGUAGCUGAACUUGAAGAAGAUACUGGCGACACGGUUACAGGAACCGAGCAAACAGUGCACAUUCAGGAUGGUGUGGAGGAUGACUACCUGUCUUUGUCUUUGAGCGUUGACUGUAUGUGCCAAGUCGAGACACCUGAAACUUGUCUGAAGGUCCCCGAUGGCAAGCAAGCAAAUGAAGAAGGAAAGGUUUGCUAUGAUGUCAUGACAGACACUUCAGCUCCUGAUGGUGGAUCUGUCACUGGAAAGGCUUGUCUUGAGGUGAAUGAUGAUGGUGACCUUGGUGUUACCUUCACAACAUCAGAUGGAGUCGAGCUGUUGGAAACACAUUUGUGGGUCGGCGAGGAUGUUGAGGAUCUACUAGACGAAAGUGGUGACGUGGACAAGACCAAGUUCACAACAUCAACUUCUGAUCUUGGUGGCAUUGAUCACAUCACGUUGACUACCGUCCUUUCCUCGGGAAUCCAAUGUGUUGAGGCUGAUUCAUACACGAUGGCAUUGGUUGGCCAGGUGGUUGUUGAGUCUGAUGAUGGAACUCAAGAGGUUGCCUAUAUCAUUGAGAGCCCCGAUUCAGACCACUUGUCUAUGUCAUUCACCGUUGAGUGCAUGUGCCAGCCAGAAACUCCAGACACCUGUCUGAAGGUUAGCGGUGGAAAACAACCUGAUGAAGAUGGAGAGAUUUGCUAUGAUGUCUUGAGUGACACUUCUGCCCCAGGUGGUGGAUCACUUGUAGGAACAGCUUGUGUCAAAGUCAGUGAUGAGGGUGAUAUUGAUGUUACUUUCAAGGCCACUGGGCUCCUGGAAACAUCUUUGUGGGUUGGUGAAGACUUGACUGAUCUCAUCGACGAUGAUGGAGAGGUUGAUACUUCCAAGUUCACAACGACGAGUACUGAAUUAGGAGGCACUGAUGAGUUCUCUUUAUCCAGUGUGCUUUCUCCUGAAUCUCAAUGUGAAGGAGCUGAUGAAUACACAAUGACGCUUGUUGGACAAGUUGUGGUCUCUGGUGAUGAUGGAACACAAACCGUUGCUUACAUCCAUGACAGCACAAGCCAGGGCCUGGAUCAGAUCUCAAUGACCUUGACUGUGGACUGUAUGUGUAAGCACACUGGAGAGUACAGAUGUGAAGACACAUGGGCUUACCACAAGACCUCGCAUUUGUGUGCUGCUGAUGAACUUGGCUACAGCUAUGGUGGCUGGUCAAAUGGAAAGUAUGGCAUGUCCGGCUGUGAACCUUGUGACUGUCCGGUUUGCGAUUCGUUGCCAUCUGCACCUUCGAAGUCGCCAACUGCGCCAACUGACAGACAGGCACCAACACCCGCCUACAUCCCUGACAAGCCCUCCCCUGUUUCAUUCCCUCCAGUCAACCUUCCCCAGAAAUGUGUUGGCUAUGUGGGCAAGUGGUCUGGUGAUCCUCACAUGAAGACAUUUGAUGGCCUGAAAUAUGACUGUCAAGGAGCUGGUGAAUUCCACGUCCUGAAGUCCUUGAAUUCCACCUUUGAGUUGCAAGCCCGAUUUGAAAAGUUCAACAGAGAAUGGAAGAAGAAUCGACCACAACCAACUGUCACAACCAGUGUUGCAUUUGACACUGGCGAUGGCGAACCUCUAAUUCAAGUAUCAGUACCCGAGACCAGCGAGAAUGGCUGCACACCAUUUGUUUACGUGAAUGGAAUUCUGAAAGAUGCUUCGGAGCUGGCUGCAUUAGAGGAUGAUUUCGUGCAGGUGAAGGAGGUGCACAAGAAGAACACAGAUGGUUUCAUCUUUUACUACCUUAACUCAAAGGUGCAGCUCACAACUAUGGCCAAGAAGUCAUCCAAGAAUGGAUGUGUGCUGUCAUCCAAGAUCUGUCUUCCCUAUGACUAUGAACGCACCACCAAGGAGACGUUCGUUGGUUUGCUUGGUACCCCCAACAAAGACAAGUCCGAUGACUGGAUGACCAAUGUUGGCACACCAGUGUCUAUCCCUACCAAAAAGAAGGAUUUGAGGUUUGGACCUGCAUACGAAUACUGUACAAAGAAUUGGUGCAUUCGAAAUGAAACCGUUGCCAUGUUUGAGUAUCCUUCUGGCAAGAAAUUCUCGGAUUACUCCUAUUGUGACCAAGAUCCUGACACAGAAACUGAGUCUUGUGUGACAGACCCCCCUGCCAUGUUGCGUCGUAUUUGUGGAUCUGAAAAUGAUGCCUGUUUAGUGGAUGGAUGCGUCGGAACUGCGGAAGACGCCAAGAGGUACAUUGAAACACAGUGGGACCUUGUGGAUAAAACUUGUGGGGAGGAGGUUGAGUCUGAAGAUUUUGAGGGCGAUGAUGCCAAUAGUUGGGGCGAGAUCCGGGGCACAGGCGACCAGAACAAGCUUUUGUAUCUACACCAAGGCAACUCGUCUAUGUUGAGGACUUUCAAUGUGUCGAAAGACUCUGAAUUUGUCAGUAUUGACUUUUACUUCUAUGAAUUCGGCGACUGGGACAAGUCUGGUGACAAGAAGGACUAUGUUUAUUUGAACAUUUGUGGCACGAAGAUUGACAUCCAGAGCUUCAACCACAAUAAUGACGCCUUUGAUGACUUUGUACACGACACUGUUGAUGGAAUCUCCUACGUGAGAGAGGCAAUUUCCAAAUCUGGCAAUCUCGGAUUUAGCAGCACAGAUCAAAUGCACAAGAUUUCGAUCCAUGUCCCCAGUGACCUCUACCAAGAUGGCAAGCUAACGUUUGGCCUAGAGGUUGACAUGACGGGCAGUAAGCGACACGAAAGUGCUGGCAUUGACGACCUUGUCAUCAUGGAAUAUUUGGACAACUGUGAUCACGUAGACAAGGCCGACAAGAGCUGCGUGGAACAAGUGGUGAAGGAAGAAUUUGGUGAGGGCAUUGAUGGCUGGGUACCAGCCCUGCAGGAUAUGCUGCCUGAGAGCCAAAAGCCAUUCCUUGGUCGCCUCUACCGGGACAGUGGACCGGUUGAGAAGCAAUUUGAUGUUCCGGCGUAUGCAGAUUCUGUGACAAUGGACUUCCUUCUCUACGAGAUAGAUGACUGGUCUGUCAAGUGUGACAGCGAGGAUACUGAUUCUGAGGACGAUGAAGACGACAAGGAUGACCAAACGAGGAGACGACUUGAACAAGGCAAGAGCAAGAAGACCAAGACCAAGAAUGGAAAGGUCGUUGUUUGCCACAGGACUUCAAGCAGAAAGAACCCAUAUGUUAACAUCACAGUGUCCGAAUCCGCUGUUAGCUCUUACUUGAGGAAAAAUGGUGAUGUCUUGCCGGGUUAUAUUCUUCCAGGACAUGGAGGUCGCAUGUACCUCGAUAAUCACUGCAAGAUUGUUGUGGGCCCACCCAAGGAGGUGAGCGUCAGAGGUGACAAGAGCCCCCAAGUUCAAGGUGGUUGCUACAAGAACAAGUUUGUGAUCACAAUCGGAGGUGAAAAGUUCGAUCUGGGUAACCUUGAAGGUGACAAUACAAGGAGUGGUGUCGCUGGAGAAAUCAGAUGGGAGAGACAAGCAAGAUCGGUUGAAAAUCACUUUGGUUUCAACGACAAGUACAAGGACCAGAUGCACAAGGUCAUCAUUACUGUUCCUUCUAAGUACUUUGAAACAGAUCACAAACUGACUGUUGCUUUUGAUGUGGACACUACGAAAGACCUGGAUGAAAUCAGCGCUGGAAUUGAUGAAUUCCGCAUGACUGCCCAUGGAAGCAAUUGCGCAGAUGGAAGGAAAUCUGAUGCAGCAAGGGCACUCCAUGCACGUGAGAUCAGUGACAGGUGGGACCGAGCCCUGGAUGAAUCUACUGAAUGCAACUGCCUCUGCCCUGAUGACUCCUCAGUUGUGGGAGGUGGAUCGCUUGCUGCUCCAUUGGAGUUGGACUUGUUUGUUUCGCCUGAUCAAGGGCCCCCUGCCAAUGGACAGCCUCGGUAA
Molecule: messenger RNA, 4206 nt
Organism: Seminavis robusta
Lineage: Eukaryota; Bacillariophyta; Bacillariophyceae; Naviculales; Naviculaceae
Source: the annotation of a GenBank genome assembly